Messenger RNA from Mytilus californianus (California mussel), 3676 nucleotides. Its product is annotated as chitin synthase chs-2-like. The transcript has 6 exons. The record is from RefSeq and is a predicted model, not a curated record. Gene Ontology annotation, cellular component: cell periphery; cell septum. Lineage: Eukaryota; Metazoa; Mollusca; Bivalvia; Mytilida; Mytilidae. The coding region runs from base 90 to 2942 and encodes 950 amino acids. Gene Ontology annotation, molecular function: chitin synthase activity.
GCUAUUGUCGUUACAUACAACAACUAUUGGUUCUAGUUUUCAUAAGCUGCGUUAUUUAUUGUUUUGUAUUGUUGGUAAAUACAAACAAUAUGCCGGUAAAACAAGCUGGAAUUACGUGUUUUUUCCUGGUGAUGAUAUCAAUAAUUAUUACACCGUACUUUCAAAAACGUAUUCAUACAACAAAUAGCAGAGGUAUUCAGAAUUCCGCUAUAUUGUAUAUCAUUUUGAAGAUGCUAACUUGUGUGUUUUCAGUUUACUUUCUACAUCGAAAAAGUAAUGCAAACGAACUUGUAUCACUUAAGUCCUUUUUUGAUACUUUAUAUUUACCGAAUAAACAAAGUCUUUGUUUUUGUGUUUCGAUCUUACUGAGUUCGAGUCUUUGUCAGUGCGUUACGUAUUUCAAUGCUACCUCUAAAGCUGGUAGAUGUCUUGUUCAUUUACCUAUCUAUGUUUCGUCCAUUAUAGUAUCAUUCAUACUAGUAUUAACGUUUUCGUCAGUAAUAAAUAUAUCUCACAUUACAUGGGCUAGUAGUAUCUGUCCAAAUUAUCAAGGAAUCAAAGUGAGUGCAGAUAAUACUGCACUGUAUGGAACUCUUGCAGGACUACUAACUGUUCCGUUAUCAUUGGAUAUACUAAAUGACAGAACUAUACAGUGUAAUGAUUUUAGUAUGUAUGAAGCCGUAUUGACAUUGCAACAUUUAGUCAGUAGAACUUUCAAUACAAUGGAGACACAAACAUGCAAAAUGUCAGUUGAUAAUAAACGAAACAUCAGGAGAAUUUUUGUCUGUACUACAAUGUACCAGGAGUCACAGACAGAAAUGGACAGAUUACUGGCAAGUAUUAGAAAUAGUUCAGCUUCAAAGCUUUUGAAAAGAGAACACAUUGUUUUGGAAACUCAUAUAUUCUUAGAUAAUGGUGCUGAUGGACAAAAUAUCAAGCAGUUUGGUCUUCAGUUACUGGGCUUGAUAGAAGACAAUAUUAUAACAGAGACUAACCAAGGAAUAAUGCUAUUUACGCCAUACGGAAUACAGCUUUCCUGGAAGAUUGACAAUGGAAUACCAUUAUUUGUUCACUUGAAAGAUGUUUCAAAAGUCAAGGCGAAAAAGCGUUGGAGUCAGAUAAUGUAUAUGGAGUAUGUCUUAAACUAUCGUUCGCCUAUCUUUCGGAGGUCCUCUGAAAAUUUGUCAAAAAUUCAAUCCUACGCAGAUUUGCUUUCUGUAGAUGCAAUAGACUCGCCUGAAGGGAUAAACGAAACCACUCAACAUGAUUUUACAGUUAUAGACUACAAAUGCAAGUCGCUUGUAAAACAUAAUGAGAUUGAUAUUGUCAAAACAGAUGCGACACUAGUCCCUUACGUCAAAAUAUUUGUAGGCGAUACGAGCUUAAAAAAUGGGUCAUUUUACAGAAUAAACACCAUAACAGAUUCACAACAAAUACAUCACGAGCAGGAUAAUUUUUACUGUGAUGAUUAUAUUCUUGCAACUGAUGCUGAUAUGACUUUUCCGGAUACAAGUAUAUUGGAAGUAUUACAUAUGUGUGAAUCAGACCCGACUGUUGGGGCUGUCUGUGGUAGAACAUACCCUAAAGGGGUUCAUUGUCGUCCUAUUGUCUGGCUGCAGAUGUUCGAAUAUGCUAAAGAUUUAUGGAUAAUUAAAAGUUCACAGAAUAUCAUUGGUUCAGUUAUGUGUUGCCCUGGAUGUUUUAGUAUGUACAAACUAGAAGCUGUUAAAGAAGUGGUUGCAGAAUAUUCGGUACCAGUGGCAAACAUUGAAGAUGUUUUUACAAAAGACAACGGUGAAGACAGAUGGAUGUGUACGUUAAUGAUGUUGAAGGGAUGGAAAUUACGAUAUUGUAGUCAUGCUAAAAAUUCAACGUUCUGUCCGGAAGACAUGGCAGAGUUCAUGAAACAACGCCGUAGGUGGAUACUAUCAGACUAUGCAAACGCAGUAUUGGUUAUCCGAAUGCUUAGAACCUUGAUAUCUGCAAACGAUGCAUUUUCCAUUCUGUACGUCUUCUACUUAUUGCACCUAUUCAUUUCAACGCUUUUAUAUCCGGGAGCUACAAUCGUUACACUGUGCUUCGGUUUUGAAAUGGCGACUGGUGCACCUCUCUUCAUUGUAGCUCCUGCGGUAGUUGCAAUAGUGUUUGCCUACUGUUUGAUGUUACUCAGUCAAGUUUCUUCAACAAUGCAAUUAGUCAUCACAAAAAUGUUAAUUAUUGUCUUCGGGGCAGGAACAGUCUACAUAUCUGUGCCUUAUACUGUUAUUGUUUUUAGAGACUUAACAAAUGGCUUUCAAGAUGGACAUUUUGAACAUGCAGACAGAUUUUUAGUUAUGAUUGUACUUGGUAGUUACAUAUAUGGAGCUAUUUUAUACCCAACUGAUGCAUGGAUAUUGAUAACAGGUGCCGUGUACUUGUUUUUUAUACCAUUUAUGUAUAUUAUACUACCUGUCUACGCAAUCUGUAACAUUGUGGAUCAAUCAUGGGGAACACGUGAUGAUCUACCAAACAGAAAGGGGAAAAUAAAGAAAGGACUGGAACCGCAACAAGUUGACACAACGUUUUUCAGAAGUUUGAGUGCAUCAUCUUUUAGUUUAAGUGACUUCAACCAAACUGAGUUUAAAUUCUGGGAAGAACUGGUCUCCAACGUUAUCGGGUCAUCUGUAUCAAAGGGAAUAUCAAACGAAGACAGGAAAAUGGGAUUACAGUUAUUGAGAAAGAAGGCGCUAAUAUUCUUUCUUAGUGCUAAUCUAAUUUGCGUGGUUGCACUGGUAGGAUUUUAUGCUUUUUCGAAGCAGACUUUAGGUAGUAAAUCCGCAUUUAGCAUUGUAAUUGGAUCAACGCUAUGGCUAUCACCCCUUAUUCAAAUAUCCGGUAGUACUGUGUACAGAAUCAAUGAUACCUUGAAUCGUAUAGGUCGAUGGAUAAUCACUGUGACAUAAAUAUGAACAUAGCAGUAAUAAUUUCAUGAAAUGUAUGGCGGUGGUCAAUAUUACAACGGUUGUAUUACUAGUGCUACUGCAUGUUGACCCUUAACAUUCAUAUUGAAAUUUAAAAGUUUACCAAUUGCGUAAACAAUUUCCUUCUAUCACAAAAAAAUAAAAGACUUAAAAUCAAUCACUUUGCCCUAGAAGUUUACAUGUAUAAAUAAUCGGAAAUAAGAUUUGAACGGCUACAAUAGACUAUCGGUUAUUGACCUCCACAUACCAAUACAUCAGAUUUAAACAUAAUACCAAUUAACUGAAGCGAAUCGCCAAAGGGGACGCAAAAAAAAAAAGAAUUUUCCAAACAUGAAAUUGAAAUAUUUGUCAUAUUUGUAGCUACUUUUAAAUGCAAAUUAAUAAAAUAAAAUAAAGGCGGCGAUGUACUAUGAUUGUCAAUAAGACAACACGCAACAAGGACCGAGAAUGUAAACAGCUAUAAUAGGAGCCUCUAGCCUUUGUUAGUCUUGUAUUAAAUUUAAUUUUAGUUUCUUGUGUACAAUUUGGAGUUUAGUAUGGCGUUCAUUAUAACUGAACUAGUAUAUAUAUUUGUUUAGGGGCCAGCUGAAGGACGCCUCCGGGUGCGGGAAUUUCUCGCUGCAUUGAAGACCUGUUGGUGACCUUCUGCUGUUGUCUGUUCUAUGGUCGGGUUGUUGUCUCUUUGACAUAUUCCCCAUUUCCAUUCUCAAUUUUAU